AUGUCUGACAUACAACUCUACCUCUUCGAGGUGGACAAGAACAAGGCCGAAGCCUCGAGAAUAGCGGCCGAGAGCGCUGACAAGCUGGACAAGAAGCAGCUCAAACUAAUCAACCUCAUCACAAGCCUCGAGGAGUACAUCAACAACAAAGAUGACAGUGCUGUUCGUGGCAAGACGGUGGCAUAUCUUGCCGAUGUGCUAGAGAAACUCCCACCCAAGACGCUUUCGCUGCAGGAGCGCCGAUUGCUGACGGACUUCAUUCUCGGAAGAAUUCCUGGCGAUGUCGCAGGUAUAGGCGCCUCCGCGCGAGCACUGCUCGCUCUGGAGGAACGAGGGAAAUGGGAUACUGAGACUGUACAAAAAGUGAUGCGGACUUUUCUGGACCAUACGACUCCGCUACGGCAGUUCAAGCUCCAGACUGAACGUUUCCCGGUUGUCCAGCUGAUCGACCUCUUGCUGGCAAAGUAUCGAUCUGCAAUCAAACAGCUGAACGAUCAAGACUCCGAGCUCAUACCAGGGAUCGUGUCGUAUUUUGAAGGAGAAAAGGAUCCCAGGAACCUCAUGAUUGUUUUUUCACUUCUACAGGUUCCGAUGGCGGAAUGGGAUAUCCGGGCCUACGCGCAAGACAUGUUUGACGCAGUCUUCAACUAUUUCCCCAUCACGUUCAAGCCUCCACCCGACGACCCCUACGGCAUCACAGCCCAAGAUCUCAAGGACAGGCUCCGCGACUGUAUCGCAGCCAACUCAGACUUUGCCCCGUACGCUUUCCCCGCCCUUUUGGAUAAAUUGGACUCGACUUCAAUGAACACAAAACGAGAUGUGCUUCACACGAUACAGGCUUGCACCAUCAGUUACUCAAUCAACACCAUCAACUUAUAUGCUGUUCCCCUAUGGGAUGCUUUAAAGUUUGAGAUCAUCAAUGUGCAAGAAGAGGACCUUGCCGAGGAGGCGCUAAAGGCUUUGGCAUUGAUUGCUGGCAAGCUAGGCGUGGCCGAGAGUCCACUCAAUGCUUACCUGCGACCUGUCAUAAAAGAAUGCAACGAACAUCUUGAAGAUGCGCCUACCAAGCAAUCACAGGGAGCUGGGCGCAUCGUUCUCGCUGUGGCGAAGGCCGGUCCUCUCGUAGCCGACAAAAUUGCCAAAGGCAUGUUGCCAGUAUUGUUCUCAUUGUAUGCCUCCUCGGCCUCUAUCGCAAAACGGAGAGGCUUGUUGGAGGUCUAUAACAAUCUGGUUCAGGCUUAUGGUGAGCUGCAAGCCAGUGGGAAAGAGCCUGCUCUGGAAGCCUUGCAAGCUUUCCUCGAUGAGGCACUAAACGCCAUGCUGCACGCACUGGCCAAGGCGCCGAAGGCAGAGGUGUCGUUCCGCCUAACCGCGCUCAACGGCCUGAUACAGCUGGUCAGCGUCAAAAGGCUUUUAUCUGAAGAGAAGGUGGGCUUGGCGGUAAGAGCGAUCAACGAGGUAGUGCUUCAUGAGAAGAUCACUGGCCACGGUGACAUCCGGGCUGAAGCCAUUGCUGCGCUCUUGGAGCUCGCAGCUGCUGUGCCGGAAACAAUUCGUAACCAAACUAUCCCGGCAUUUAUGGUUGAGCUGCCGGAUCAAUCGGACGACAGACAGACGUAUCGACCCGCGCUGGAGGCUUUCGCGCAGCUGAGCCACGAACAACAAAUUUUUGACACGAUAGUGCUCCGGCUGAAGAACAAGCUAAAGGCGGCACAAGCGCAGGAGGCUACAGGCACAUUCCAACGAGAUCUGCUCCUCGCCAUACUCUACUGCUUCACUCGAGGGUCUCCGCUUAGGGCAGAAGAUGGCAGCAUCAGAAGCGACUAUUAUACAGACUAUGCCGAGCCUAUGAUCAAGCAGUUGCGCGAGACCUCACCGGAGGGCAAAGAUGAUGCCACUGCUGACAUUGUUGGUCGUCUUGCAAACCAUAUACUGCGCCAGCAAUCGCCUCACUUCCAGGCUACAGUAUACAACACGGACCUGGAGUGGCUGUCGCCAUCGACGGCAGUCAACGUUGCGAUCGUUCGCCACCUGUCCCUUUUGGUCAAUAAAUUCCUGGAACCAAAGAGCCUUGAGAACUCAGUGCAGCUUGCUGGAAUCGAUGUCCAGGCCCUACUUGCGGAUCACGAAGACACAACCAAGAGCAACAUAGCUUUUGCAGUUCUCAAAGCAAUUAUGGUGCAGGGCAAAUGUGGUGCUCUCACUUCAGCGUACUUGCAAACGCUUCUAGAAGUGCUUCCCCGUGCCGAUAAGUCGUUUGCGAGGAGAUUUGCUGGGCUGCUAGCACCAGACGACAUUUUGUCCAAAGAUAAUCACUGUGCCAUCACAGGACUGUACAAGCAGCGUGCAUUCAACCAGCUCGUCAGACCUAUCGUUGAGCGCGUCCAGGUGGCAGAUUCGUCUGCCAAGAUCAACUAUCUCACUGCCAUGUCUGGUGUUCUGCAAUGGCUGCCGUACUCGGUCAUUGAACCAUCUCUUCUCAGCCUACUACCGCCGUUGCUGCAGUGCAUGGAUCUGAGAGAUGCUCAGGACCAAACAGUCAAAUUCUCUACGCUGGUCAUGUUUGAGUCUCUGCUCAUGCAUGAUCCUACAAUUGCCGCAGAGCACUCUCGCUCGCUGAUCAUGCGUCUGCUCGAUGCGACUCAAGCACCAGACAACGAAGCUCUAGUCCGGUCGAAAGCUUUGAGGUGCUUGGCACUGAUACCGAAACAACUGAAGCAGGAGGCGGUGAUGCCGCAUCGACGGCCGGUGGUGAAGAAGCUGCUGAUGUGUCUCGACGAUAGCAAACGAAGCGUCAGGCUUGAAGCAGUGAAGUGCCGGAGUGCUUGGUUGGCGCUGGAGGAGGGCACCGAGGAUGAUGAGUAAGGAACCUGGAAAUGAGUGUGGAAACACUAGGAGGUACCACGCGAUCCUUGUUGCACUGGCGCGCGAACACAUCGCGCACAGCACAGACUUUCGUUACACCAGCAUGAUUGUGUCUUGGGUCUUGCGCACGUGGAAACUGCUGGGCGUUGAUAACCUAGUCGAUAGCUCGAAGAGGUAGUUCUAUUCUAUCCGAAUUUAGAAGGUAUCGUAAC
Molecule: messenger RNA, 3077 nt
Organism: Sphaerulina musiva SO2202
Lineage: Eukaryota; Fungi; Ascomycota; Dothideomycetes; Mycosphaerellales; Mycosphaerellaceae
Product: ARM repeat-containing protein
Exons: 2
Coding region: 1-2865 (954 amino acids)
Biological process (GO): iron-sulfur cluster assembly
Cellular component (GO): cytosolic [4Fe-4S] assembly targeting complex
Source: RefSeq, a predicted model, not a curated record